GAAAACUAGAGUAGAGCAAAGGGAGUGAAACAUUAUUUUGCCGCGUAGCGUAUUUUCCCGGACACUCGGUGAAGAUGGCUGCGUGUUUGAGAUCAUGAUGUUGGACUCAUAGUUAUUUUGCUGUAGUUUCAAGAGAGACACAAUUCAUUAAGGAAAUAUUUUUAUUUAUUUUUUUCCGCUAGUGCUUGCUAGCUAGCUUAAGUUGUUUUGUUUAUGUCAAGCUAGCUCAAGCUAGCUGGCUAACGUUAAUCUAUGUCGGAACUGGCUUCUUCCAACCCAGAUCUGUCGGACGUGUCCUCUCUGGGUAUGGCUAACGCGGUUGGUUCUCAGGGUACCAGCAAUGCUGCUGUGCCCAAAGGCAACAGCAAAAGACGCGCACCGUCGGACUUUGAUGAUGAUGAAGGAAACAAACUUUUCAGGUGUGAUGAUGACGGCACGGCUUCGAACGAUAAGGAGCGCUUUGCAAGGGAGAAUCACAGUGAGAUUGAGAGGCGACGACGGAACAAGAUGACGGCCUACAUCACUGAACUGUCGGAAAUGGUGCCCACCUGCAGCGCGUUGGCACGGAAACCAGACAAACUGACCAUCCUGCGCAUGGCUGUGUCACACAUGAAGUCGCUGAGAGGGACUGGUACCACAGCAUCAGACGGCACAUACAAACCCUCCUUCCUCACAGACCAGGAGCUGAAGUAUCUGAUCCUGGAGGCAGCUGACGGCUUUCUGUUUGUGGUGUCUUGUGAGAGUGGGCGUGUGGUGUAUGUGUCGGACUCCGUGACCCCCGUCCUUAACCAGGCUCAGUCUGAUUGGCUGGGCUCCUCCCUCUACGACCAGGUCCACCCCGACGACGCCGACAAACUCAGGGAGCAGCUCUCCACCUCCGAGAACAACAGCACAGGGAGGAUGCUGGACCUGAAGACAGGCACAGUGAAGAAAGAGGGAGCACAGUCAUCUGUGAGGAUGAGUAUGGGAGCGCGACGCUCCUUCAUCUGCCGCAUGAGGUGCGGUGUGUGUCCAGUGGAGCCUGUAACUCUAAACAGACUCAGCUACCUGAAGAACAGAAAUAGGAAUGGACUGGGACCACCUAAGGAAGGAGAACCACAGUACGUGGUAGUCCACUGCACUGGAUACAUCAAAUCAUGGCCUCCUGCAGGGGUUUCCUUGUCUGAUGAAGAGGCAGACAAUGGUCAGGGAAACCGUUUCUGCCUGGUUGCUAUAGGAAGGCUGCAGGUAACCUGUUGCCCCAGCGACAACAACAUAGGCAACAUCAGCGUACCAGUGGAGUUCAUCUCCCGUCACAACUGCCAGGGCACCUUCACCUUUGUGGACCACCGCAGCCUAGCAACCGUGGGCUAUCAGCCCCAGGAGCUUUUGGGGAAGAACAUUCUAGAACUGGCACACCCUGAGGAUCAAGGUCUACUGAGAGACAGCCUGCAGCAGGUGAUAAAGUUGCGAGGGCAGGUCAUGUCUGUGAUGUUUCGGUUCCGAUCCAAAUCUCGUGAGUGGAUCUGGAUGAGAACCAGCUCUUUCACCUUCCAGAACCCUUUCUCUGAGGAGAUAGAGUAUAUCAUUUGCACCAACGCUAAUGUCAAUAGAGCUCCAAACCAGGAUGCGCUCUCCCCUCUCUCGUCCCCGGGGGUGGCACUGCCCCCCUCCCUGGGGCAAAACAGUCCUAACUGUCCCCCCACCCCCAGUCCAGGGCGCGUUACAGCCAGGCAGUUGCAGCAACAGCAGCAGGCGGAGCUGGAGGGCGGGGCAAGAAGGGAUGGUGUGUUUGAGGCCGGCCAGGUGUCUCUUCCCCAGCCAGUGCAGUCUGUAGGAGCAGCAGAUCCAAAUAAGACUUUGGAUAAAGAUCUUUACCCAGAGACCAGAGACCCUCGCUACCCAGAUCUAUACACGGAUCAGUCAAAGACUCUGCCUGCCAACUCUGCUCCUGGAGGACAGCAGAUUUUCCCUCAGAACAACUCCUUCCCCUCAGCUGCCCGUCCCAACGAAUCUUUCAGACCUGGGAACAUGGCUCAGCCGAUGGUUCUCCCAGGUCACACAGCGGGUCAGAUGCUGACCCACAUGUCCCAUCAGUCGGGCUCCAACCCCACCUGCCCGUCUGGAGCCUCACCCGGCACCAACACCCCCAUCCAGAACCAGGCCGGUACCGCCGCCGCGCCAGGGGCAUGGACCGGCCCCAGACCUGCCUUCAACUCCCAGCAGGUGGCAGCACAGACAGCAAAGAGUCAGUCUCCUCAGUUUACCAUGGGGGUGUUCCCCUCCGUGUCUUCCUCCUCCUCUUCUCCUUCCUCCUCCUCUUUUGGGCAGAUGCCCGGUGCUACGGCCUCCACCCCCGCAAACAACUCCACUUACCCCCAGCACAGCACCCGCCCAAACACCACUGCCAACGGAUACGGUGAUGUGAAUCAGCCCAAUGCGCAGUUCUCCUCCCGGCCAGGGGAGGCAGUGUGGCAGCAGUGGCAGGGUCAGCCGCACUCGCAGAACUCUGCGGAAACGCACCCUCAUGGCCAGGCCAACCAGGCAGAUAUGUUCCCGGAUGUACUUUCCAUGUUGGAUCAGUCCGCUAACUUCAACAACGACGACUUUGGAGAGAUGCCAAUCUUCCCUCCAUUCAACGAAUGAAACGCCACAAUUGUUCGUUUUUUUUUGUUUGUUUGUUUGUUUUUUCUUUAUCCCCAUCU
Messenger RNA from Chanos chanos (milkfish), 2684 nucleotides. RefSeq names its product aryl hydrocarbon receptor nuclear translocator (gene arnt). NCBI's taxonomy places the organism in Eukaryota, Metazoa, Chordata, Actinopteri, Gonorynchiformes, Chanidae. The record is from RefSeq and is a predicted model, not a curated record. The transcript is spliced from 21 exons. Gene Ontology annotation, cellular component: nucleus; transcription regulator complex; cytoplasm. Gene Ontology annotation, biological process: regulation of DNA-templated transcription. The coding region runs from base 253 to 2625 and encodes 790 amino acids. Gene Ontology annotation, molecular function: DNA-binding transcription factor activity; protein dimerization activity.